Molecule: messenger RNA, 483 nt
Organism: Dentiscutata erythropus
Lineage: Eukaryota; Fungi; Glomeromycota; Glomeromycetes; Diversisporales; Gigasporaceae
Source: the annotation of a GenBank genome assembly
AUGAAAUUCUUUAAAAAACUCUUAAAACUCUUUAAAAAAAACAAGAAACAAGAAGAUAGCUGGGAUGAUAUUUGUGUCAAGGUUGAGUCUUGGUCGACAAGUUCGACCAGCGAUAAAGAAGAUUCUUUUGAAACCACCUUACUACUCGUCGAAUUUGACAAUCAAUUCUCUGUAAUUGAUCUGAAGUUUUAUACAAGAUAUGAAGAAUAUCUUGAUGAUGUGAGACAAAAAAAACCUAAGAAUUACAAAAAGUUCAAGAUAUAUUUCUCUUUUUUGGAUGCACAUAUUAGAAGUUACCACAACCUCUUUUAUGAUGGAAUGUGGUAUUAUCGUGAUAGUUGGAACUUGCUAUUACAUAGAAGAAAAGGUUAUGAGAAUGAUUUUGAAUUUGCAAUAGAUGUUUUGAAUAAAAAUUUUAGUCAUAUUUACCUGUUGGACUAUAAUGAUUUAUUAGAUUAUGCUAAAAAUAAUUUAAUAUUUUAA